Molecule: messenger RNA, 1351 nt
Organism: Daucus carota subsp. sativus
Lineage: Eukaryota; Viridiplantae; Streptophyta; Magnoliopsida; Apiales; Apiaceae
Exons: 4
Coding region: 201-959 (252 amino acids)
Source: RefSeq, a predicted model, not a curated record
AAUGAAAUAAAUUAGUACUACUUUCUUGCUUGUCCCAAAACCCUCGUGCAUUCAUCUUUUCUUGUCUCUCUUUCUGUGCUCACACACACUCACACACACUUUUUAAGGAACCCCUUUGCCUCAUUUGGCUUCAUUGGAUCUGGGCUUCUCUCAAUUUCUCCCAUAAGGAAGGAUUUUGGGAGUAGUGAACCAGAGUCCUGAUGGAUCAACUUCCUGCGGAAGAAAGGGAGUUUGGGAUUGAUCUUGAGGCUGGUAGGAAUACUAGCGAUGAAGUGCAACACACUGACAAUGAUUCAGCUGCCAACUCGGAUAAAAAUUUGUUUGACAAGUUAUUUAGAGGGAUUGUUAGUGUUGAUGUUUUAGUAAGGGGAGAAAAUGGAGUAAGUUUGAAUUCAUCAAAUGAUGGUGUGGCUUAUCCAGAGAGAGUGAAACUGUUGGUGGAUGAAAAAGUUCAGGGAGAAGAGGUGGCGGAUCUAAAAGAGAGCAAAACAGGGAGGGAAAAACGUAAAACGUUAAGUGCUAAGAAGCCUCCAAAACCUCCACGACCACCUAGAGGUUUGUCACUGGAUGCUGCUGACCAGAAGCUGAUUAAAGAGUUUGCACAGUUAGCUAUGAUGAAACGGGCAAGGACUGAAAGAAUGAAGGCAUUGAAGAAAAUGAAAGCUGCCAAGGUAUCAUCAUCAUCAUCGUCUGGUGGAGGAAAUUUGUUCGCCAUGCUUUUUACCGUAAUCUUCUGUCUUGUUAUACUUUUUCAAGGAGUGUCCUCUAGAAGUUCAACAGCAAAUUUUGCGGGCUCUCCAGAAUCAGCUCGAGUUAUUGAGGAUGGUUCUAUAUUGAAUGCUAACCACUGGAAUCCAUCCACUAGCGGUACUGAUUUACCUAGUUCGGUGUCCCCCAAUUAUGCAGAACGGUUUGCAACUUUAAAUCGUGAAAGCAAGGGGAGCAGAGAAGCAAGGUGAAAUUGUAUCAAAAUCCUAAAGCCUUAUACACACAAGUGAUCAGAAUAAAAAAUUGUGAAGCUUCUUCCGGGUCCUGUGGAUGACAUAUUCAAAGUUGCAGCUUUAACAGUGAUUGAUGCCACCGCUGUAAAUUACUUAAGGCAGUCUAAAAGUUUAUAUAUAAUCUGUGGCCGUGUCCUGUUCUAUUCACAUUGUUUUCAAGUCACUAUUGUCGAAGACUCUGAGAAAUUUUCUUUUGAAACCUGAGAUCUCUUGCCAAACUAAACCACUGUAAAUAGUGUAGACAUCUCAUAGUACUGUAGAUUGUGGUAAUUGAAGCCAUUUUAAGUUUUGUGAUGAACAAUAUAUAAAUAAUAUUUCUGUGGAUCAGUUAAGAGUUGAUUUUGCUUCAA